AUGUCGCAGGAGAAGUCGCUGCCCUUCCAGUACCAGUUCGCCGCAGGCGCGAUCGCCGGCGUUUCCGAGAUCCUGUGCCUCUACCCUCUGGACGUGCUCAAGACUAGGAUUCAGCUGCAGACGGGCAAGUCCCAUGGCAUGGUGGCCUGCUUCAAGGACAUUGUGAAGAAUGAGGGCUUUUCACGUCUCUAUCGAGGCAUCACCGCCCCGAUCCUCAUGGAAGCGCCGAAGCGAGCGACGAAAUUCGCGGCCAACGACGAAUGGGGCAGGUUCUACCGCAAGCUUUUCAACAGCCCCCAGAUGACCCAGUCUCUCUCCGUCCUCACGGGCGCCACCGCGGGCGCCACCGAAAGCUUCGUCGUCGUUCCCUUCGAGCUCGUCAAGAUCCGACUGCAGGACCGGGCGUCGGCCGGAAAGUACAGCGGCCCGAUGGACUGCGUCACCAAGAUCGUUCGCAGCGAGGGCCCUCUGGCGCUGUACCAGGGGCUCGAGAGCACCAUGUGGCGUCACAUCGUCUGGAACGCCGGUUACUUUGGCUGCAUCUUCCAGGUUCGACAGCUGAUGCCGAAAGCCGAGACGAAACGCGGCCAGAUGCUGAACGACCUCAUCUCCGGUUCCAUCGGCGGCACCAUCGGCACCGCCUUCAACUGCGGAUUCGACGUGGUGAAGAGCCGGAUCCAGAACACUCCUCGGGUCCCUGGUCAGGUCCCCAAGUACAACUGGACAUUCCCCUCCAUCUUCACCAUCGUCCGGGAGGAGGGACCGGCCGCCCUGUACAAGGGAUUCCUACCCAAGGUCCUGCGACUCGGCCCCGGCGGCGGUAUCCUCUUGGUCGUCUACACCACCGUCAUGGAGAGUUUCGCCAAGUAUCAUUACUCGAAAUAG
Messenger RNA from Drechmeria coniospora, 885 nucleotides. Its product is annotated as putative mitochondrial oxodicarboxylate carrier. Bases 1 to 885 code for a protein of 294 amino acids. NCBI's taxonomy places the organism in Eukaryota, Fungi, Ascomycota, Sordariomycetes, Hypocreales, Ophiocordycipitaceae. Gene Ontology annotation, biological process: transmembrane transport. The transcript has 4 exons. The record is from RefSeq and is a predicted model, not a curated record.